This is a messenger RNA of Prorocentrum cordatum, 666 nucleotides long. The record is from the annotation of a GenBank genome assembly. Lineage: Eukaryota; Dinophyceae; Prorocentrales; Prorocentraceae.
GAGGCGCUCGGCAAGUUCAACGCCGCGGUUGGCGACCUCCGAUCCUUGACCGCCGUGGCCACCACCGCCGUGGCGAGCGCCUUCGAGCUCUCCGAGCGGUCGAGCUCCGCGCCCGCCAUCGGGGACGAGGGCAUGCCUGACAGUGCCUACCUGAGCUCCCCCACCAUGGCCGCCUCGAUCGGCGGCGCCCUGGCGUACAAACGCAACGACGACUCCGUAAGGUCGGGAGAGGAGGCAGCCUGGAGGGUCCUCGACGAGGCGCAGCUCGAGGGGCCUGGGCCCCAGUCAAACGGCGGCGACUCCGCGAACUCGGCCGUGAGCCUGAGCCCGACGCCACCGUUGCAGCCAGGCGUAGAUGACGCGUUCGAUGGCGAGGGCGAGGACUCGUUCCCAGUGGCGGACUGGGAUCACAGCCCGGGGCAGGUGAAGAAGUGGCGCGUGGAUCAGUCCCACAUCCAUUCGGCGCAGACGGCGGCCGGCAGCUCCGGCUUCGAGAGCCCGUUGCUGUCGUUGCCGGGCUUUGCGCCCAGGAAAGCGGCGCCGCAGUUGCUUCGCGAGUUGACCGCCGGGCUGGAGAGCGACGGCGCCAGCAUCAUCGGUCAGAGCACCCUGUCGCCGGCCGACCCCGCGCCUUGGAGGCAUCGCGCGGCGGAGCACUUCCGUUAG